Diaporthe citri is the source of this 909-nucleotide messenger RNA. RefSeq lists its product as uncharacterized. The record is from RefSeq and is a predicted model, not a curated record. Gene Ontology annotation, cellular component: nucleus; cytoplasm. Gene Ontology annotation, molecular function: RNA polymerase core enzyme binding; RNA polymerase II CTD heptapeptide repeat phosphatase activity. Bases 1 to 909 code for a protein of 302 amino acids. The transcript has a single exon. Lineage: Eukaryota; Fungi; Ascomycota; Sordariomycetes; Diaporthales; Diaporthaceae.
AUGGCGUCCGAAACCAAAGCGCCCCUCAAGGGUAUUCUCAAGAAACCCAAGAACGCCCCAAGCCCCACACAGUCGAGCAACUCACCAGCAGCAAGGCCAGCACAACAACCAAGGCAAGACCCAAGACAAGUCGCUAUCCAGCACGCCCGCAUCCUCCAAGACCGCAAGGACACCGAGGCCCAGAUCCUCGACAACGUGAUAACCCUCCUCGACUUCCCGCGCUACCGCACCCGCCCCGCCUCGGACCCGGACCCCGCCGACGCGCGCGCCUUCGCCUCCCUGGUGCGCAUCUUCCAGCCGGGCGACUACGACGACCUCGCGGUGGAGCGGAACCUCGACGGCGACAAGUGCGGGUACGCGCUGUGCCCCGACCGGCGGCGGCGGUACCCCGGGGCGGGCACCUACAAGAUGGUCAACAAGGGCCGGCGGGACUUCGACAUUGUCGAGACGCGCGAGCUCGAGAAGUGGUGUAGCAACGAGUGCACCCGCCGCGCGCUGUGGGUCAAGGUCCAGCUGAACGAGACGGCUGCCUGGGAGAGGGUCGGGCUGCCUGACAUCGAGAUCGAGCUGUACCCGGAGAAGAAGGACGGGGAGGAGGGCAAGGCGGACAGUGGCUCUGGCGCCGCCACGCCUGCCGAGGAGGGCAAGAGUGAACCUGAGAGGCUGGCUGUCGAGAUGUCUCGGUUGCAGCUGCAGGAGGACCGCAAGGCCACGAAGGAUGCUAUGAAUCUCGCACUUGAGAGAGGGGACGAUGCCAAGGCGUCGCCCAGGGGUAAGGUGGACGUCGUCGUCCGCGAGAAGACGGUGACCACACAGGCAGAGGCCCCGGCUCUCGGUGAUGGAGCUGAGGGCGAUUCCAUCGAGGGCUACAAAGCCAAGUUUGGAACCGAACCCGACAAGGAUUCGUAG